CUGCGUCUACUUCAUGUCAGUUUGUACCUGCUAACAUAACCUAAUCUUUAUGUUGUAGUCUAAACUUAAAAUAAUUUUUAAAAAAUAACACAGAUUUUAAAGUUUAAUCGCACACAAAGUUAAAGUCACAAAAUGUCGGAGCGUAAAGUAUUGAAUAAAUAUUAUCCGCCGGAUUUCGAUCCGUCGAAAAUCCCGCGUAUGAAAUUGGCAAGAAAUCGCCAGUAUACUGUGCGAUUGAUGGCACCAUUCAAUAUGCGGUGUAAAACAUGUGGUGAAUAUAUCUACAAGGGCAAGAAAUUUAAUGCACGUAAGGAGGAUGUUGAGGGCGAUGAUUAUCUGGGCAUACGCAUUUAUAGAUUUUACAUUAAGUGCACUCGGUGCUUGCAAGAGAUAUCCUUCAAAACCGAUCCGAAAAAUACAGAUUAUGAGAUUGAAGCAGGUGCUACGAGAAAUUUUAUGGCAUUAAAGCUAGCUGAGGAGCAAGCACAGAGAGAGGAAGAUGAAGAAAAGGAAGAAGAAGCUACUAAUCCAAUGAAGCUUUUGGAAAAGAGAACUCUUCAGUCAAAGCAGGAACUGGAAUUGCUAGAGUCUUUGGAAGAAUUGAAAGAUUUAAAUCGCAGGCAACAGACUAUAGAUUAUGACCAAAUGUUAGAACAAUUUGAUACAGAUGGUGCUAAGCAAAGAACAGAAAAAGAACAAGAAGAAUUGGAUGAGCAAUACAUUAAAUCUGUAUUUGGUAAAAAGCAACCAACUAGGACAGUUGUGGAGGAGGAAAUUGAGGAAAUUGAGGAAAUUGAAGAAAUAGAAGAAGACGAAGAAAAUGAUGAACCCCUUAAAAAAAUACCUAAAACAGAUGAAGCAAAUGACAAAGAAACAGAAAAUGUUGGACAUUCCGGAAAACCUGGAAAAGCAUCAUUGUGGUCAGACAAUGCAGGAUUAUUCCCCAACAAGAAGAAUUCAUCAAUUUUGGUGAAGAAAAGCAAUAUCGGUAUAAAAAUAAAUGCAAAGCCAUUGCAGAAUAAAACAUUAGCGUCCGAAAGCGCAAUUUCUGAUAAAGAAACAGUCUCACAAUCAGAAACAAAUAACACUUCGACGAUUACUUCGAAUACAACAGGCACUAAAUCGAAUAACGUAGGUAAUAGUCUCUCACUACUAGGUGCAUAUUCAGGCAGUAGUGAUGACGAUAGCAGUUAAUAAUACAUAGACUAAUAUAUUUCUGGAAUGUACAUAUUUUUAUUCAAGAAAAUAAAAUUGUCGUAUAUAAAAUAAACAAGAUAUAUAAAUAAUGCAUUUAUAAAUACAUAUUUCAUUAAAUACAUUCGUACAAUUACGUGAAA
Messenger RNA from Linepithema humile (Argentine ant), 1337 nucleotides. Its product is annotated as splicing factor YJU2. The record is from RefSeq and is a predicted model, not a curated record. Gene Ontology annotation, cellular component: U2-type catalytic step 1 spliceosome. Lineage: Eukaryota; Metazoa; Arthropoda; Insecta; Hymenoptera; Formicidae. Gene Ontology annotation, biological process: mRNA splicing, via spliceosome.